GGAGGCUGGGUAUACGGACUAUAGCCUUGAUGGAUGUGUGGAUAUAUACAUGUGGGGCUUCUGGGAGGAGCGCUCCCUCUAAAGCUCGUGGCACCGUCUGGUGAUGUAGCAGAUCAGCCUGAGCAGCAGCAGCAGCAGCAGAGCAGCGAGCAGGCAGGGCGCAGCAUCACACAGUCAAGGAACUGCAACUACAGGAAGAGGCGCUAGGAGGCCCAAGCACAGCAGGCAGUUAAAAAGCCUCAACCCACAGGAGUGGUGCCUGUGGAUGGACAGUGCAGGCACCAAUGGCGUCACAGGAGCUCGUGGAUGCGAGAGACUCUGCUGCUGAGAGUCUGAACCCAGGAAUGGAGGGUGGUGCUGCGCCCAGCAACGGUAAAAACUGUCCCCUCCAUACACCUGGCGGAGAGGAUACAAAGAGGGGCUUUAGGAAAGGCAUAGGGAGGCACAAUGACUACGUGAAGAUUUCCGUGCCAGAGUCAAAAGUCAGCCGGCUGCCCAUGGAGUGGUGGAAGACAGCGAUUGUCUUCUUUUACGCUGGCUUUAACUUGGUCCUCACAACAGUCGUCAUCACUAUUGUCCACGAGAGGGUCCCGCCCAAAGAAAGCAGCCCGCCUCUUCCUGAUAAGUUUUUUGACUAUAUUGACAGGGUCAAAUGGGCAUUUACAGUGACAGAGAUCAAUGGCAUGGUGCUGCUGGCCAUUUGGAUGAUUCAGUUGUUCUUCUUCAGAUACAGGUCAAUAGCAAGCAGGCGGUUCUUCUUCCUCAUUGGCACCCUGUACUUGUACCGCUGUGUCACCAUGUACAUCACCACCCUGCCUGUGCCUGGCAUGCAUAUGACUUGUGCUCCUAAGCUCCACGGAGACUCGCAGGCAAAAAUCCAGCGAAUUCUGCAGCUGAUUUCCGGUGGAGGUCUCUCCAUCACAAACUCACAGCUCUUGUGUGGCGACUUUCUCUACAGCGGACACACUGUGAUGCUCACUCUCACCUACCUAUUCAUCAAGGAGUACUCGCCACGGUCAUUCUGGUGGUACCAUCUGAUGUGCUGGUUGCUAAGUGCCGUGGGUGUGGUGUGCAUCUUGGUGGCACAUGAGCACUACAGUGUGGAUGUGGUCGUGGCCUAUUUCAUCACCUCCCGCCUGUUCUGGUGGUACCACACCAUGGCCAACUUACAGACUCUGAAAUGCUCACCCAACAACUACCUCACCAACACCUGGUGGAACCCACUAUUCAACUUCAUGGAGAGGAACGUCCAAACGUCGAUACCAUGCUCCUACAGCUGGCCCUUCACCUGGCCUCCUGCCUGCCUUAAGAACCCCUGCAAGAAGUACUCCAUGGUACAGAGCACACGAGAGGAGUGACACGACCACGAUACCCCCGUCUACUGGACCGCAACAUGAUACCAAAUGCAUAGCUAUGAAAGAAAUGUUUCUGCAAAAGUGAAGGAUAAUCAUAUCGUCUCUGUGUGUUCUUUGUGGAUGUAAUUUAUUUAUGAGAUAAACUCCUGCAAAGUCAUCAUUUUUUUUUGCAACUCAGCUCCUAGUGAACUUCAGACAUGAACGGACAGUUUGUUGCAGCAUUUGCAAGACUUGACUGUAGCUCUUUCAUACUGUACUGUAUGUGUUGACGGGGUUUACCUCAAUAUGAUAUCAAUGUCCUCAAGUCACAAGGUGCCUUAGUGUGUUUAACGUCAGUAGGUGUACCAAAACGACCAUUACGAGUCUUGGUGUAUUUGUUUUUUACUAUGAGUAUUUUAUUGUUAUUAAUAUGAUUAAUAUUAUUAUUCAUUUUCUAUUCAUCUUAGUAGCCUUGAGUGUGUAUAUCAUAGCUGUAGUCUAAACAUUAUACUAUUGUAUUAAAGUUGAACCAUACUAAGGC
Molecule: messenger RNA, 1875 nt
Organism: Sebastes umbrosus (honeycomb rockfish)
Lineage: Eukaryota; Metazoa; Chordata; Actinopteri; Perciformes; Sebastidae
Gene: sgms2a
Product: sphingomyelin synthase 2a
Exons: 6
Coding region: 285-1358 (357 amino acids)
Biological process (GO): sphingomyelin biosynthetic process; ceramide biosynthetic process
Cellular component (GO): endoplasmic reticulum membrane; Golgi membrane
Molecular function (GO): sphingomyelin synthase activity; ceramide cholinephosphotransferase activity
Source: RefSeq, a predicted model, not a curated record